UAGUCUUUGAACUCUAACCAUCCAUGCACUCUUCCUUUCCACAGAACAGGUCCCUGUUUCAGGCUAACUUCAUCCUGCUGGAUGGAAUUCCAGCCAAUGUGAUCCAAAGAGGGAAGCAGUACCAGGCUGCAGCCCUCGUCAUGGUGAAGAUGGAGCCUUCUGGGAAGCUGCUACCCAUGGUCAUCCAGAGAGGUGAUGAGGACCCAGACGCCGACCGAAGACCACAUGGAGGCACAGACAAGAGGGUGGCCACUUACAAGCCAAGGAGCCAGGCCUUAGAAGAAACCAAUUCUGCUGAUACCUUCGUCUUGGACUUCUGGGAUCCGGAACUGUGAGAAAGAAUAUUUCUGUUAUUUGAGACCUCCAUCUGUGGUAUAUUGUUACGGUAGCCCUAGCAAACUUGUAUAGAUUUUUGAUACCAGGAAGUGGAAUGCUGCUCUAAAAAAUAUGCAAAAAUGUGGAAGUGGAUAAUGAGUACAGGCUGGAAGAGUUUGGAGGUACAUGCUGCAAAGGCCUAGAUGGUCUUCUUUAUGUGUUUAAUUUUUUGGUCAAAAAUAUUUUAAUUGUUUUUCAAAGAGUUCUGGGAAAAUAAUUACCUAAGGAAAAGAAAUAGCAUCGCUUAUAGGUGGGUUUGAAUACCAGCCCUAUAGCUUUGCUGAGAAAUGGAGAAAUUCUUCUUGGUGGGAGUCCUGAAUUGCAUUAAAUGGAGGGAUAGGGUUAAGGUGUUUAUUUUGUGUUUUUUGCUUUCAGCUUUUGGUGGUUUUGGUGGUGGUUGUCCCAAGUGAGUCCAAAACCCAACAGGGAAAAGAACAUUUAAUCUUAAAACAUGAGAACCUUCCUUGACUCCAUGGCCCGUGUUCCAGAUAUACUAGGAUGUGGUUGGGCGACCCAGGGCUUCAGGUGUCCCUUCCCCCAUGGCUUUGCUGGGUGCAGCCCAGGCAGCAGCUCUUACAUGUUGGAGUUUGAUGCCUGAGGCUCUCCCAGGGUGGCCUUGCACACUGCUGGCUCUACCAUCCUGGAAUCUUGGGGCUAGCCUCCUCCCCAUGGCUCUGCUGGGCAUUGCCCUAGUGGGGACAUUCUGUGGUGUCCCUCCCCUGUGGCGGUUCUCUGCCUGACUCCAAGGCUUUCUGGGACAUACUUUGAAAUGUAGGUGGAGGUAGCCAUGUCCCACAGCUAUUGCACUCUGCGCACCUGCAGAAUGAGCACCAUGUGGAUGCUGCUGAAGAGUUUUCUGUCUGUACCCUCUGAAGGGGUGACAUCAUGUUCCCCACUCCACUAGGGCCCAUUGAGCAACAGUUGGAGCAGCCAAGGAAAGCACCACAGCACAAUGUGGGAACCAGUGGCUUCAGGGAGUGCUGGGCAGCAAGCCCCAAGGUCCCCAGGGCCCACCUUGGAAACCGUACUCCCGUCAGUGCCCUGGCACCAUGGACCUGUGAUGAGAGUGCAGCCUGAGUGAUCUACAAAAUACCUUCAGGGUCGCUCUUCCAUUGUCCUUGUGAGGAGCCCAGCCCUGAUCCACACAGGCCUCCUGACCCACACCCGCGUGUUCUCUCCCAAACACACUUUCUUAUCUGUUCAAUAUGGACAGACUGAGAAGGCUAAAAAUUUCCCGAAUCUUGUAAGUUCUGCUUCCCUUUUGAUUAUAAGUUCUGUCUCUAAAUCAUUCCUCUUUUCUUUCAUUUUCCUAUAAACCUUCAAAAGAAUCAAGCCGCUCCUUCAAUACUUUGUUUGCUUAGAUAUUUCUUCUGCCAAAUUUCAGUUUCAUCACUCGUAAGUUUUGCCUGCCACUAAACACUAGUGCUUUGCCACUUUAUGGCAAGCAUCACUCACCUUUCCUCCAGUUUCCAUUUACCUCUUCUUUAUUUCCAUCUGAGUCUGAGACUUCAUCAGAAUGACCUUUC
Messenger RNA from Cercocebus atys (sooty mangabey), 1901 nucleotides. RefSeq names its product arachidonate 12-lipoxygenase, 12S-type-like. The transcript is spliced from 2 exons. Bases 24 to 335 code for a protein of 103 amino acids. NCBI's taxonomy places the organism in Eukaryota, Metazoa, Chordata, Mammalia, Primates, Cercopithecidae. The record is from RefSeq and is a predicted model, not a curated record. Gene Ontology annotation, molecular function: metal ion binding; oxidoreductase activity, acting on single donors with incorporation of molecular oxygen, incorporation of two atoms of oxygen.